UGUAUAAAGUGCACAUUUCAAUUAAAUGUGUAAUUAUAUUGGUUUGUCAAAAAAAACUAAGUCUCUACUUCAAUUUAUAUUCUGUGGUUAAAAAUCUGUACUCUUCCAGGACUACAAAAAUGGAAAAAAAAAUUGGUUAUGUUAGUUUUGUUUGAUGUUUGACUUUAAGUCAUCAAUUACUUACGGUUAAUGUUACAAAUUUUAAAAACAUUUAUGUUAAAUAAAUAACUAAAUAACUAGCAUACUGCAACCUACUCUUUAGGCUUAUGUUAAUUGAUCACAAAAUGGAAUAUACUUAUCAUAAAAUAACUUCAGAGUUAGAUGCUAGAGAAAUAUUACGUUAUCUUAACAAUUUAGGUAUCCACAAUAUUAACGGCGAAGUUCUUAAAUACUUUAUUACAGACUUAAAAAAGUUAAUUAAAUAUGAUCUACAGCAAAAAGAAAAUUCAAACUCUCAAAGUAAAUAUGAAGUAGCAGGUCCUGAGCGACUACACAGUGCCAGUACAUUUUCAUCACGAAGCAGGAGUAAAACUAAUGAAGGAUUAACAACAUGCACUAGAGACUGUGUACAGAAGAGACAACAACAUAUUAGAAAUGUAUAUUCAGCCCCAAGUUUACGCCAGGACAGAGUAGAGAAUGUAGAGAAACCUUUAAGACGAGCAUGCUCUUGUAUCAGGGAAGAGAAGAAAAUAAAUGUAGUGUCAAAAGAUAAAAUACCAUUAAGUUCUAAUAAUUUGAUCAAAGUACCAAAACAACCAGUUAAGAAAAAAUGUGAUCCUGUUUCAUUGUAUCAUUAUUAUUCAUCUUUAUGGGAAAAAUACAAACCAAAUGUGCCUGGAGAAAAUGAUUGGUCUGAACUGAGGUGGAGUGUGCGACAGAAGAUGGCUGGAGACUUCAAGCAGCAACCUGAGAAAAAAGUCUGUACUAAGAAGAGACGAAAAGAAGACCCAUCUAUGAAGAAUGUACAAUGAUUAAUUACAUUAAGUGAUUUGGACAAAUAAAAUCAGUUACAUUAACAUACUGUGUACAUUAUACAGGGUAUUCUCUAAUU
This is a messenger RNA of Achroia grisella, 1051 nucleotides long. RefSeq lists its product as uncharacterized. The record is from RefSeq and is a predicted model, not a curated record. Lineage: Eukaryota; Metazoa; Arthropoda; Insecta; Lepidoptera; Pyralidae. The coding region runs from base 267 to 971 and encodes 234 amino acids. Gene Ontology annotation, biological process: cilium assembly. The transcript has 4 exons. Gene Ontology annotation, cellular component: centriole; non-motile cilium.